Molecule: messenger RNA, 303 nt
Organism: Pochonia chlamydosporia 170
Lineage: Eukaryota; Fungi; Ascomycota; Sordariomycetes; Hypocreales; Clavicipitaceae
Exons: 1
Coding region: 1-303 (100 amino acids)
Source: RefSeq, a predicted model, not a curated record
AUGAAGACGCUGACUGGACAUUUCCACGAUUCAGCAUCAAUUUGCACCCACAAAAUAUCACCACGCCUCUUCGUCCCGUCUACAUCGUGCCAUCUUGAAACCAAUUCCCAUCUCAGGUCCCUCAGUUCACCUGAACCACAAGCCCACCUGGCCAGUCCGUCGUCAAUGCCGCUCUGGAACUUUCAGUCCAUGCUCUCUUCCGCCAUCAUGUUUGGCUACAUAAUCCGAACUUUCACCCUCACCUCCACAGUCCGUAAGGGUCAAGGAUCAAGGCUCGUGUACAUCUUGGGACAACUACCCUGA